CGUUUUUCAUGUACCAAUUUUUGUAAACCGAAAGUCUGAAAUUUAACCGGACUUUAUAAUAUCCGUCUUGGUUCAACAAACAGCUUCAGUUUAGUAGUCAGAAAAUCUCGUUAGUGGCAGAAUCAACAAGUCAAUGGAGAAGGUGCGGAAGGUGGUGAACGAAAUCGCCUACACGAGAGACCAUAGUAAAUCCCCUGCACUUCACCGGUCUCUCGUUCCCAUCCUCAAACUCGCUUCUUCUCUAUACGGAGUCGCUCUCCAAAUCCGCCGCUCUCUCUACCGCCUCUCAUUAGUACAAAAACACCGAUUACCGGUUCCGGUGAUCAGCGUUGGGAAUCUGAGCUGGGGAGGUAAUGGGAAGACGCCAAUGGUGGAAUACAUUUCUCAAUUCCUCGUUGAUUCUGGACUUUCACCUCUUAUCCUGACUCGUGGUUAUGGUGGUGGAGAUGAAGCCAAAAUGCUUAAAAGACAUCUUGAAGGUGGACCGGCAAAGAUUGGGAUUGGUGCAAACCGAGCAUCUACUGCUGCUUUGUUUUUCGAAAAGUAUGGCUGUGUUGAUCCUUCUAGUAUAAGGUCAUUCUUUGAUCUUCAUGAAAGAGCAGAAGCUAUGAACAUUUCGCAGAAAAUUGGAGUAGUUGUUCUAGAUGAUGGGAUGCAGCAUUGGAGUUUGUCUCGUGAUCUCGAGAUUGUGAUGCUUAACGGGAUGAAUCCGUGGGGAAAUGGUCAUUUAGUUCCCCUUGGUCCCUUACGUGAACCUCUUGUGGCGCUUGAGCGGGCAGAUAUUGUUGUAGUACACCACGUGAACUUGAUAACUAAACAAAGCCUCAGAGAUAUUGAGAACAUUAUACAAGGAUUUAAAAAGUCGAUACCGAUUUUUUACUCCAACAUGGUGCCGAAAUACCUGUUCGAUGUUAAAAAUGCUAAGAAACAUUUAGCUUUAGAAGCAUUGCGCUUUGCCUCUGUGCUAUGUGUUUCCGCAAUUGGAUCCGCUGACGCAUUUGUCAAGACCAUCGAGAUGACAGGAGCACGUUAUGUUGAUAGACUUGAUUUCAGUGAUCAUCAUUUAUUUGAAGCACAGGAUGUCGAAACUAUGAGGAGGAGAGCAAAGGGACUAGAGCGAAAAUCUAAUUCCAAGCCUAUCAUUGUGGUAACUGAAAAGGAUUAUGAUAGAGACCCGGACAUCGUCAAAUGUCUGGACUCAUACACAGUCUUGGUUCUAUGCUCUGAGUUGCAAAUAACUCAUUUUAGAGGAACUGAUGGGGAUAGCUUUAAAUCUACACUUACGAGAGUAGCUGCUAAGUUUUGUGUUUCUAAUUAGAUUCAAGGUUUUAUCUUACUGCAUUUUGUAGCUACCCUUCGAGUAAACAUCCUCACCUCGGUGAGUAUCUCAGCUUUGGCUUCUUCAACACCGCUUGGUCUUCGUUACAAGAUAGUGGCCACUUAUGCUUCCAUCGACUUGUUCUUGGAAGUUGCUUCGUUAUUGCUUGAUCUCACAGGUUCCAACACCCUUGUUUGGUUUUGGUUCAUAGCUCUCAAGAUUACAAUCUCGAUGACCUGUUUCUACCUCUACCCUUUUGUUGUUUUGGCUUUGGGGAUCGCCUAUCUUUGUUGUGCUUUAAACUUUGAACUCUGUUCUGUAUGUUCUGUUCUGUUUUAAUGGAAUGAAACAUAUCUUUGUCCAAAA
Molecule: messenger RNA, 1684 nt
Organism: Camelina sativa (false flax)
Lineage: Eukaryota; Viridiplantae; Streptophyta; Magnoliopsida; Brassicales; Brassicaceae
Product: putative tetraacyldisaccharide 4'-kinase, mitochondrial
Biological process (GO): lipid A biosynthetic process
Molecular function (GO): ATP binding; lipid-A 4'-kinase activity
Source: RefSeq, a predicted model, not a curated record